CUCUCAGUCAGGGUCUAACUAUAUUCCAAAAGUCCUAAGGACUAUUUUACUGGAGAUUGGAUGUUUUCUGACAUUGAGGUUCCACUAGUCUCCAUAGUUAUAGUCUCCAUUAGACUAGUCAUUAGGUAUUGGAUGAUAAUAGCGAUACAGAUAUGGCCACAAACACUGACAACGCAGACACAAGGAGUGACACUGACAUUGGAGAAGACUUGCAAGGACAUAGAGACACCAACUCGAAAACAGAGACUGACAAUCAAUAUGAAACAAAUGGACAGAGCAACACAGAUACAACAAAUGACACCGACAAUGAAGAUGUGAUGGAUGGGCAGAGUGACAAGGACAGUUCUGGCACAGACAAUGAAGAUGAAAUGGAUGGUCAAACAAACAACAAUGAGACUGAGGACGAAGAUGACACAGAGAGUGACAUCAACACUACAACAGACACUGAAGAAUAGCUUGAGAGACAAAAAGAUGCAGAUUCGCAAUCAGACAGUGACAGUGGAGAUGUCAAUGAUGGACAGAGAGAGACAGACACGACAACUGACACUGACAAAGAUGAUGACACAGAUGACGGCACGUAUGAUGACACGGAUGGAUAAAGUGAGACAGACACAACCACUGACAAUGAAGAUGGACAGGGA
Molecule: messenger RNA, 641 nt
Organism: Owenia fusiformis
Lineage: Eukaryota; Metazoa; Annelida; Polychaeta; Sabellida; Oweniidae
Source: the annotation of a GenBank genome assembly